This is a messenger RNA of Canariomyces notabilis, 1170 nucleotides long. RefSeq lists its product as uncharacterized. The transcript has a single exon. NCBI's taxonomy places the organism in Eukaryota, Fungi, Ascomycota, Sordariomycetes, Sordariales, Chaetomiaceae. Bases 294 to 1133 code for a protein of 279 amino acids. Gene Ontology annotation, molecular function: biliverdin reductase [NAD(P)H] activity; riboflavin reductase (NADPH) activity. The record is from RefSeq and is a predicted model, not a curated record.
UGCUCCGAGUGAUGGUGUGAUGACGGUGAAAAAAGUUUCCAAUGUUCCUCCGAUAGACGCGUGGAGGUGAUGGCUGAGUUCUUGUCGACGUCGACAUAAAGAGGGCGACCCCUUACCCCUUGACUCGAGCCGGGACGACAUACAAACUCAAGCUCCCUAAGUCACCUCCUUGUAUACUGCCUACCACGAUCGAACAGCAGAAGAACACUCAAUCAACAUCAACACCAUCAAUCAACCUCGUCCCAAAACCUCACUCCAUCCAGUCAGACCAGUCACCCCACACCAUCGUGACCAUGUCCACCCCAAGCUCAAAGCCCAAAACAAUCCUCUUCCUCGGCGCGACAGGCGGAUGCGGCCUCUCCGCCCUCCGCCGCAGCCUGUCGGCAGGACACACCUGCAUCGCGCUAUGCCGGACACCAUCCAACCUGACCAGCCAACUCCCCGGCGGCACCAACCCGCCCAACCUACACAUCGAGCAAGGCAACGCCCACGACGUCGACACCCUCAUGCGCUGCCUGGUGAUCACUCCCACUCCCACCACCACAACCACCACCACCACCAAACUAACCCUGGUGGACACAAUCAUCUUCUCCAUCGGCGCGAAACCCACCCUGCGCGGGAAAGGUGGCAUGUCCGACCCACACGUAUGCGAGAAGGGGAUGACCGCACUCCUAACCGCGCUUGAACGCAUCCGUUCCGAGCACGGCGUCUCUCAGGUUGGCACCCCGCGGAUCGUAGCUGUCAGUUCAACGGGGAUCACCCCGCUUGCGCGGGACCUGCCGUGGCUGAUGAUGCCGAUGUACAAGCUGCUGCUGAGCACGGCGCAUCGGGAUAAGAAGGCUAUGGAGGAUUUGUUGGUGGAGGGGAUGGGGAAGGACGAGGAGUGGACUAUUAUCCGGGGGAGUUUGUACACGUCCGGUCCGGAGACGGAGGGGUUGGUUAGGGUUGGUGUGGAGGAUCCGGUUGCUGGGAGGGUUGAGAGUUUGGCCGUCGGGUAUACUAUCAGUCGGGAGGAUGUGGGGAAGUGGAUUUUUGAGAAUUUGAUUCAGGGAGUGAGUAAGAGGGAGGGGGAGGGGGAGGGGUUGAGGGAUGGGAGGAGGUGGGUGAGGAAGGCGGUGACGAUCACAUAUUGAGAUCUUCAUGGCGAGUUGUGAGUCUGGAGUGGGGUGA